This is a messenger RNA of Carassius gibelio (silver crucian carp), 1521 nucleotides long. RefSeq names its product putative nuclease HARBI1. The transcript has 2 exons. Lineage: Eukaryota; Metazoa; Chordata; Actinopteri; Cypriniformes; Cyprinidae. Bases 45 to 1082 code for a protein of 345 amino acids. The record is from RefSeq and is a predicted model, not a curated record.
AUAAGAACAUAUAAAAGCAUAACGGUUGAAACAACCCUUAGUCUAUGGCAAUGGCAGCGUUGGCCUUAUUAGAGGACAUUGCUAAUGGCAGAAUCAGAAGAGAACGAGUUUUUAGGGACCACAAUGAUUUUCUGGCCCAGGAUGAUGACUGGCUUAUCAGCCGUUUCAGAUUUCCAAGGGCUGUCCUCUUGGAGCUCUGUGCUGAGUUGGGUCCGAAUCUAGAGAGAGAGACAAUGAGGAGCCACGCAAUACCCGUUCCCUUGCAGGUGCUGACAACACUUGGUUUCCUGGCAACUGGUUCUUUCCAAAGGGAACUGGCAGACCGCUCAGGAAUAAGCCAGUCGUCUUUGAGCCGGGCAAUGCCAGUGGUAUGGGACGGGAUCAUCCGCAUGUCUGCCAGGUAUAUCAGGUUCCCAUAUGAUGCAUUUGACCAGCCAAACAUUAAAAUGCAAUUUGCAGCGAUAGCCGGUUUUCCUAAUGUUAUCGGAGCGAUCGACUGCACACACAUUGCUAUAAAGGCGCCAUCUGAAGAAGAAUUUGCAUAUGUGAAUCGGAAACAUUUCCAUUCAAUAAAUGUGCAGAUAAUAUGUGAUGCACAAAUGCGCCUAACAAAUAUUGUGGCAAGGUGGCCUGGGUCAACCCAUGAUUCAUACAUCCUUACAAACAGCAUGGUUGGGAUGAGGCUCCAAGCUGGCAGGGUGCGUGAUGGGUGGCUUCUUGGAGACCGCGGUUAUCCACUAAAGACGUGGCUUUUAACCCCCCUCACCAACCCACAAACUGACCGAGAGCGCAGAUACAAUAAUGCCCAUUCUCGCACUCGUUCAGUUGUAGAGCGGGCGAUUGGGCAGCUGAAAUGUCGGUGGCGCUGCCUUGACAGGACUAGGGGGAUGUUGUUAUACCGCCCUGACAAGGUGUGCCGCAUUGUGCUGGCCUGUGGUGUGCUGCACAAUGUCGCGCAUAGGCAUGGCAUACCACUUGGUGAGGUGGCAGCACCGCCAGAUGACCCCGACCCAGGACCAAUUUAUGUGCAGCCCAACCAACAAGCCGUUCAUGCCCGCCAACAUGUGAUUGCGACAAUAUAAAUGGUAAUCAGAGACAAAAGUUCACUUUUUGACCAAUUCCUUUAAUGAGUGGCUUAUGUCUGUGAGUGCGUCAGUGAUAUUUUUCAGGUGACUGUUAAUUUCCCCGAUGGCCAUAAUGAUUUGCUGUUGUGACUCCAAAACAGCAUGUGUCAAGACGCGACCAGACGGACGGGCGUCAGCACUGGGGAGAGCACUGGAAACGCUGGGCACAGUGGGCGCUGGCUGCUCAGGAGGGGCGGACUCCGAGUGCCCCUCCUGGGAAGUGGAUGUUUCGGCUGUUGCGCCAUAUGGGUCUAAAUAAAAAUGCAAAUGUUAACUGUAAUUUAAGUACGUUCCAUUUUUAAGGGGCACACACAUUUGCAAUAAAUGAAAUGGAUCCGUAAAAUCUCUGGUGUAUACUUUUGGUUCGCUACACUGAAUGCAUUUGACAAUGAAAUAU